AUGAGAAAUCCAGGGUCCAGCCGAUGAUACCGUCAGCGAGAUAUCCUGUCUCACAACAUGAAAAUACCCCAACAAACACCGUUUCUCAUCUACAUCUGCAUCUCUCCUCCCCUCGAGCGCCCCCUGCACCCCCUCACCCCUGCUCCCCCUCUUCCUCCGCCUCCGUGCGUCACCCUCCCUGCCUGUGUGUACCCACCACUAACAAACAGCCCAGUUUUCCGUCUCCUGUCUGUCCACGGUAACCACACCGCAAGCCCGUCGUAUCCCAGUACCACGCCCCCUCGGCACCUUCCUAUAUCAACCAUGUACGGCCAAGUCCUCCUCCCCGCCCUCUCCCUCCUCUCCCUCGCCGUCGCUGCGCCCUUGGACGAGUCAUGGAUGCAGCCCAGAGACUCGGAGGUUGCCCACCUCUUCAAGAGAGCCGCUCCGGAUCCCUCUGCUGAUAACUACACCAGCUACUACCCCGACGCCUGGACGACACCAAACAGCUCUGUCAUCCCCCAGGCAUGGCUCGACAAGCUGAACAACCUCACCAUGCCCAACGUCUCGGUAGCUACCAUGUCUGGAAGCCGACCCACAUACCCCAACAACGAGGACGAUGGGGACGACACUAUCUGUUCUUUCACAGAUCAGUGCCAUGUGGACGACGACCUGUAUGAGCCUUCCGGUGAGAAGAUAUUCGCGCUUUCUUUCGACGAUGGACCCACCGACUCUUCCGAGGACCUCUACGCUUUCUUGGCCGAGAACAAUGCUUCCUCCAAGGCUACCCAUUUCAUGAUCGGUGGUAACGUCGUCACUGCUCCCCAGACCGUCCUCACCGCUGUCAAGGCUGGUGGUCACCUUGCCGUACAUACCUGGACUCACCCCUACAUGACUACCAAGUCUAAUGAGGAAGUUGUUGGUGAACUCGGUUGGACUAUUCAGGCGCUCGCAGACCUCAACGGUGGCCGUAUCCCCAAGUUCUGGCGACCUCCUUACGGUGAUGUCGACAACCGUGUCCGAGCUAUCGCCAAGGGUGUAUUUGGUCUUGAGACUGUCCUCUGGAACGAAGACACCAACGACUGGGCUAUCGCCGACGAGCCCGACCAGUACUCCAUCUCCAGUGUCGAGUCUACCUUUGACGGGUGGAUCACUGGCAACCGUACCGAGCCGCUCCUCUUGCUUGAGCACGAGCUCGACAACAACACUGUGACCGUCUUCAAGGACACCUACUGGAAGUUUGCUGCCAACGGCUGGACUGUCGUCAACGUCGCCGACGCUUUCAACAUGACAUGGUAUGUCAACUCUGGCGAGGGCAACACCGACACUGUGACCACCAUGUCUGUCGCCGGUACUUUGACUACUGCCAGUACCUCCACCACCAGCGCUGCGUCUACUACGGCUUCUGGCUCUGUCACUGGCUCUGCGUCCGACACUGCCGCUUCGACUGCUGCCGCCAAUGCCAGCUCGUGGGCCAUCAGCAACAAGCCUUCUCUUGUUGCCCUGUUGGGAUCUUUCAUUGCUUCCGCCCUCUUCUUAUAAUGUUGAGGAAUCAUCUGCGUGGUUUGUCCUGUCGAUAGCCGCUCAACCACGGGCCUGGCACAACUGUAGCAUCAAGGACAUUUUAUAAUCGUCACCUAUAGAAAUCGAAUAAUCAUUUCAUUAUAUUGUAUUCUGGACAUUCUUCAAUUACCCAUAUAGUUUUAUAUACGACAUGGCAUAGAUCGUUGGACACUGACAUAUCGAGCGACACGCCGUUAUGGGUGUCCUGAACAUGCAAACAUGGAGUUUUCCUUGCAUCAUCGCAGAAUUACUUGUGCUCGUACGUUAUGUUGCGGCUCAAGCCGGGGGCUUGGCUUGGAAAGGUUUGAUGGGAGAAGAGUUGUCAAUGUGGCUGCGCAUGGUCGCGUGCAGGGUUCAGCGAGGGCGACAGUGUUCGUGCGUGACAUUGUGUACAGCGCUAGUCGGAGCCGUAAGCCAUCUGCACUCUGACAGCACGCUGCGUCAGUGGGUUUGUCUUGAUUUAUGCCACAUUGCACCUCACGAGGGA
Messenger RNA from Cryptococcus amylolentus CBS 6039, 2029 nucleotides. RefSeq names its product chitin deacetylase. Gene Ontology annotation, molecular function: chitin deacetylase activity. Gene Ontology annotation, cellular component: membrane. The transcript is spliced from 7 exons. The record is from RefSeq and is a predicted model, not a curated record. Bases 58 to 1521 code for a protein of 487 amino acids. Gene Ontology annotation, biological process: carbohydrate metabolic process. NCBI's taxonomy places the organism in Eukaryota, Fungi, Basidiomycota, Tremellomycetes, Tremellales, Cryptococcaceae.